Molecule: messenger RNA, 1947 nt
Organism: Guillardia theta CCMP2712
Lineage: Eukaryota; Cryptophyceae; Pyrenomonadales; Geminigeraceae
Exons: 12
Coding region: 1-1947 (648 amino acids)
Source: RefSeq, a predicted model, not a curated record
AUGUUGCCCAGGCUAGAGCCGCUGGUGUCGAGCGGGAGAAUGAGCAUUGUGCGGGGGGGAGGUCUGGACGAGGCCUCGAUGAAGUCCAUUCUUAGCACAGCGCGCGAGAAGUUCAAUGAGGGCUUCUCCUCUCUCAGCAUGUCGCGGAGUUUCAGAUCGGGCGAUCAACUAUAUGACAGUUCGGGCGGAACAGCAAGGGAAGAAGAUGAGGAGGAGGAGCGGAGACUGGCUGAUGACAUGGUGAGGCCUUCGACUGCAGGACGAUAUGGGCUCCCACAAAGAUGCAGCUCGGUCCUGGGCCUCCAUUCACCUGACCGUGAUGUGUAUGGAACACUGCGUAGCUCGGGACAGACGAAGCCGGUUCUUGACUAUGUGGAUCUAGAAUGCUUGCUGCAGGAGAAGUUGAAGGAAGUUAAGGUGCAGAUGCCCAAAUCAAGGAAAGGAAGAAGGAAAAGAGAGCACGUGACAGCUUUGGAUGAGAGCGAUGAAGCAUGCGGAAACGAUGCCCAUCGCGAUGGAAGGGACGUGGAUGUAUUGGAAUACUCUAAGAGGAUCCAAGAAGCCUCUUUCUUGUUCAGCCUCUGCCAGCAGGAAAUUCAAUUGCAAGUUGAUAUAUCAUGCCCAGAGCGAUCCCGACUCACAGACAAGACACUCGAAUUCUUCUCCACGGUUUUGCACUGCCUCACAAAACCUUAUCACGAUGCUUGUGAAGAACUUGGUACUCUGAGGAAACAAAGGAUGGGGGAGAAGAAUCAUAUGAAGAAAGUCUUGGACGACAUGUAUUCAUGGACCAAGGAAAAUCAUUCACGAUUCAACCACGAUAUUUGGGAGCAAGUCUGUUGCUGCAAGUCUCAUGAAGCUUGGCUUGACAACUGUUCCAACGAGAUUGUAUCAGAAGAAAGUUAUGAAUUUGAUACAUUCAUGGAUCAUGUUCAGAGUAUGUGGAAUUUCAUGAAAUGCACAUCAAUAUCUUUGGUUCAGUUACAGGAGAAGUACCAUGCCCUUCAAGAUGACUCUGUUUCCAAGAAGACAUACUUCGCGCUUGAGCAUGCUCAGAGUGAAUCGCAGAAGCAGAUCGCUGAUUUGCAGAAUCAACUGAAUGAGUUGAAGAUCUCAAACCAGUCAAAAUUGUUAGAAAUGAGUGAGACAGACAAGAUUGCUCGACAAAGAAUCUCACAGCUGGAAAACGAAAUUGAGUCGAGGGAAAAGCAGGCACAAUUAUCACACAAGGAAUCCUCUGUAAAAAUUUCAGAACUACAACUGCAAAUUGAGGAAUUGGCAAAAGAACAAGAUAGUCUGCGAGCUAGAUUACUGCAGCAGAAGGGAGAGAUGGAUCAACAGCUGAAGGAGAAUGCAUCGCUCAAGGAAUCCUUGAGUACCUUUGAAGUUCGUUCGUUUCCAGCCUCGUCCUUUCUUACAGACCUUUGUUUGCAGGUCAAACUGAAAGAGGCGAACGCCAAAAUUCUGGAUUUGACCAACACUGGAGUUGUCUUGACUCCUCGACCAUCUUGGAACUCGUUUGACUGUUGCAAGACUCUCGGAGGGACUUCUUCGGAGAUUGCAGGCGCUGUAUGUGCCCAGCUCGAAUCAAGCACAAAGAGGCUGGAAGAGCUCGGGCAGGAGCACUCUUCCAGCUUGCUCGUGAAUGAGAACUUGCAACGAGAAGUAGCGCAAGAAAGGACCCGUCUGUCCGAGGCAACCAACAAGGUCCAAGAGCUAAAAUCCAAGCUUGACUCCAUCGAGAACCCUAAGCGCGCCAACGCAUCCUGCGGAUGUCCCGAGCGACGGGAAGGGUUUGUCAUGGUGCCUCUUUCAGAGUAUCUUGCGAGCUACCUCUCGAAGAGGUUCGGGCUCAAAGGAGAGAUGGCGUCAUGGGAAGUGGAGAGGAUGCAGAAUGAGAUGGGUUGGGUGCUGGAGGCGGAGGUUGGGAUGCGGAGCGAGGUUUGA